GGACAGCUGCAGAUUGGCUGUGACGGUCCAUUGUUGGGACUGUUUACAUUUAUUUUACGCGUGCAAGUGCUGCUCAUCACUUGAACGACACCAUUGGAGAGAGACAGACAACAGAUGGAUGCACGGUUUUUUAUGCAAACGACGGUAUUGCAUGUAGGAUCUGGCGUUAGCGACAUCAAGAGACAACUAUAAAAUACGCAUCAUUCGUAACAGGUGAAAGGUUCAGCAGACUGCUGCAGCAGACGCUGGAUCACGUGACUUCCGUUCUGAACAAACUGCCGUAUGAUUCAUGGCCGCCGAUAAUUAUUCGUGGAUGAAUGCGAAUUGAAAUGAUUAUUACGACCAGUGAUAAAACAUAUUGAUUUCUUGAUGUGGACAUAAAGUGACAGAAAUCGAGCCUGUUUCAUUUGCUGUCUGGUGUAAAACGAUAUUUAUUGACAACAGGGGGCAGACUAAGGAAUAAGUUACAUCUCGGCAGAACGAGAACCACGCAAAAACUACCCGUAUGUUCUCACAAUGUUCCUAUCGGCCGCAAGCUUCGACAAAGAAAAUGCUCCAUGUUUGAAUAAGGAAUACGACCAGGGAAUCCAAAAAGAUGAUUUUAUGUGUGUGACGACACGAAAGUUGCGCUCAAUUAUUAAAAACAAUACGCUCAGAGCUGAAGAUAGAACUGACAAAAUGGCGCCUGGUACCGUUCACCUGGCCUCACAAAGUGAUAACAGAUCUCAGGGUAAAGUUGUGUUGGGUCUUUUACCGGACGACCCAAAGUUGAAAUUCAAACAUAUGCCGCGGGCUCCCUCUAUUGAGAAAAAUAAGCCGACCAUGGACAGAAACCUGUUAAGACGACAAAGGAGAGUUUCGUUCGAAUCGUCACCGCCUCAGACAUUAACAGGAAGUGACGUACAUGUAGCUGGAAAUAAAAACGAGUCCGAGAUAAAGGACGAGAAUGUAAAUGAAAAACCUGAGGGUAAUUCUUUGGACUCGAACGAGAUUGUCGAGAACUCAGACAGGACGACUCAAAUGCAGCCAGAUGCGCUUCCAACGGAUACGUAUGAUUCAGCACCGGAGCAAGGGCAAAUUACGCGGGAAGGUACGUUCACUCUGUCAGACUCCGGUGAGAAAUCUUGGAACGAGGAUAUUGUUUGUUCAAACGAGGCGGAUGUGCCGCGUGCAAAGUCGGCUAGUUCGCACUGUAGCACGUGCACUUGCAGACCGCAGUCCCCUGCUAGCCCGAAACUAAAAAACAGGACAGUAGUCCCACAACAUUCCACAGAAAAACACAAAAAUUGUGAGGUCACCGAGAUUUGUGCUGACGUAGACAAAAUCAGUGACACUUCAAGGAGUCCCAGCAGCUUGCGCCCAGUGUCUCGAUCGGCCAAGACAAGGAUUCCGAAACUUACCGAGGAAAGACGAAAGAUUAAUUCGGCAAAAUCGCGCGGAGUCUCGCACGAGGCAAAUUUAAAUUUACAUGAAAUUAGCCCAGGUCGGUCAGUUGUGAAUACGGGCGACAAAAAAUCUGUGCUGAAACGAAUCAACCAACUUAGUGCUUGGGAAGAUGUAGAAGAAGGACUUGUUCCGCGAAAUCCGGACAACCGGCUCAAACCAAUCCACAAAAUCUCUGCUGUUCGCAGCAGACCGGAGAGCUACGCGAUAUCUCUGAAUGGCAGGCGAGAUUUGAGUUUAGAGGCUGAGCCCUGUCCGAGCUGCAGCGAAGUGCACGGGAAGACAUCUCUUCAAGUUGACGGCGAAGCAGAACGAUUACCGAAUCCAGCAGAACUUCUCCUAAAAAUCAGGCGCAAGCAUUUGAGAAAGCGAAACUUGACGGACUCCGUUGCGACGUUCGUAAAAGAGUGUAAACCGGAGGGAGGAUCGAUGACGUCACGAAGUGAAAUAUCCGGGGACAAAACAUCAUCGGACACGUUAGGGAAUCUCACACACAGACGAGCUGUGACUGACACUACUCACUUAGAACAGUUAAAAGAAAACGUGACUCUGUCACUGAAACGUUGUACUCUGACGUCAGCUAAUGCUCGGAUGUUAGGCGAGGAUGCGCCAUCUGCAUUUGCAUUCCCGCAGAACAUACCGCAUUCCGCAGCGGUUAGUUCAAAAAGUGACCGAUUGGCGGCCAUCACGCACGGCGAAGAUGAUGACAUGUCUAUGAAUAAAACGUACACGUUGACAAACUACGAUCAGUUUCUCCAAAUGGCGAAAAUCCACAAACAGGAUACGAAAUCAUUUCCAAAUUCCACUCCUGCAAAGCAAUUUACGAAACCGCUUUUAAACAAGCGCCAAGUGUUGGCGCUGGACUUCACAAAGCUAGAGAAUGAGACGCCACCGGAACAGCCAAAAGCAGACGAUUCUAAAAUGGCUGACGUAUCCGGGGCCAAUACUCAAAAUGGCGCCUGCGAAAUCGGAACUUUAGACACAUCUAUGGCGGACAUCAUCAAUGAUAUUCCAAAGUGCAAUCGGCUUCCUCCAAUCAGUCCGGUCAGCAAGACAGGGCAGGUGAAAGUCAGGGUCAAGGUCACGCCAAGGUCAAAGUCAAAGAAGAGAAAUCCUAAGCUGAAGGAAUAUGACAUAAAGAGUAUCAAGCGCAUUGAGGACUUACCGCCGCUCGUCAGGGAAGAAUUGAAAAACAAGGCCCGUCUGCGUUUGAAACAGUUGACUUCGCCGAUUCAGUCUAAAGAUAUCGAAAGGAACCAUUAAAGGCACGUUGAAAUGACUGCGACGUUCAGUAGAUGGCGUCUCGGAGUCUCGAUAGUACGAUGAUUCAAUUUAUGCAGUUACCAGAGUCAAGGCGAUAGAUGAAAUAGAAAGAGAACUACGUCCCCGAUAAGCUUGUUUUCUCGUCUAGUGAAGUAAGCAAGCCUAUCGGCGACGUAGUUCACCUGGUGACAGAAACUACGUCGCCGACAGGCUAUAAGUAAUGAAAGCAAGCCUCUCGGCGACUAAGUUCACCUGGUGACGGAAAAUGGAAAUACUGAAACACUUCGCAGUCAGGCUUGUUUUCUUUCAGCCGACUUUAUUGCAGCUUUUAUCGAUGUGGCUAACUGUCGGUGUUAACUCUAUCAGUCCAAUCAUGUUGUCAGUUAGUAACCAGAAAUCGGUUGUGCCAUAUUUUUGUUGUGUAGCGGUCUUUUUAGAGUGUCGAUUGCACUGACGUGCGAACUUGCCUUCCAUUUUCAAAUUGCUCAAGAUUUAGGCCUUGCUGUACAUCAAAGGCAAUUAGUUCCAGUUUUGAACUUAUAGUGAUCACAAGCAACAAAAUUGGAACACAUUAAAUUGGCUGAAUAUAUCAUUUUGGUCUUUUCGACAUGAUUGUCUAGUCUCUUAAAUGUCUUUGUGCAAUAAAGGGAACUGCUUUGUCUGAAUACAAAUAUAUACCAAUUAGGCCAAAUAUAUCAUAUUCUUGAUUGGAGUCAAGUCUCAAGACUCAAGCGUUGGGGCAAGUUUUAUGUGGCGGACGUGCUUUGAUGUCAAUUUUCACGAGCGCGAAAUAUUCCUUAGCAAGUUGAAGGCAUGGUUCGUCGUUUUAUAUUUAGCCAUGACACAUUUUGUAAGUUUCUUUGCGGCUGGUUGACCGAAGGCAGAGGCCAGACAUGUUGUAACAUGAAGAAAUAGAAUUUUUUCGUACCGCUUUUUCUAACAAUGUUUUUUCGAAGCGAUUUUUUGGGCAUUCCGUACAAUUUGUGAUGUGUUUUUGACAUUUUUAUUA
This is a messenger RNA of Lineus longissimus, 3715 nucleotides long. RefSeq lists its product as uncharacterized. The coding region runs from base 517 to 2706 and encodes 729 amino acids. The record is from RefSeq and is a predicted model, not a curated record. Lineage: Eukaryota; Metazoa; Nemertea; Pilidiophora; Heteronemertea; Lineidae. The transcript is spliced from 2 exons.